AAGGGGGCAGACUCCACCCUGCUUGAUACAUUUGGUGAUAGUUUACUUCACCUUGCCUGUCAGGGAGGGAACAUGUCUUUGGUUGAACAUCUGGUGUCAGAUUCUAAUAUCAACCUGAAGGGUGGCAAUGGAAGGACACCACUAAUGGCUGCAGCUUUCAAAGGACACAAAAGCGUGUUUGACCUUCUUGAAUCAAAGGGGGCAGACUCCACCCUGCUUGAUACAUUUGGUGAUAGUUUACUUCACCUUGCCUGUCAGGGAGGUAACAUGUCUUUGGUAGAACAUCUGGUGUCAGAUUCUAAUAUCAACCUCAGAAACGGGUAUGGAAGGACACCACUAAUGGCUGCAGCUUUCAAAGGACACAAAAGCGUGUUUGACCUUCUUGAAUCAAAGGGGGCAGACUCCACCCUGCUUGAUACAUUUGGUGAUAGUUUACUUCACCUUGCCUGUCAGGGAGGUAACAUGUCUUUGGUAGAACAUCUGGUGUCAGAUUCUAAUAUCAACCUCAAGAGCGAUAAUGGAUGGACACCACUAAUGGCUGCAGCUGUCAAAGGACACAAAAGCGUGUUUGACUUCCUUGAAUCAAAGGGGGCAGAUUCCACGCUGCUUGAUACAUUUGGUGAUAGUUUACUUCACCUUGCCUGUCAGGGAGGGAAAGUGGCUCUGGUUGAACAUCUGGUGUCAGAUUCUAAUAUCAACCUCAGAGGCAGUAAUGGAUGGACACCAAUAAUGGCUGCAGCUCUCUAUGGACACAAAAACGUGUUUGACUUCCUGGACUCAAAGGGGGCAGACUCCACCCUGCUUGAUACAUUUGGUGAUAGUUUACUUCACCUUGCCUGUCAGGGAGGUAACAUGUCUUUGGUAGAACAUCUGGUGUCAGAUUCUAAUAUCUCCACCCUGCUUGAUACAUUUGGUGAUAGUUUACUUUACCUUGCCUGUCAGGGAGGUAACAUGUCUUUGGUAGAACAUCUGGUGUCUGAUUCUAAUAUCAACCUCAAGAGCGAUAAUGGAUGGACACCACUAAUGGCUGCAGCUCUCUAUGGACACAAAAACAUGUUUGACUUCCUGGAAUCAAAGGGGGCAGACUCCACGCUGCUUGAUACAUUUGGUGAUAGUUUACUUUACCUUGCCUGUCAGGGAGGUAACAUGGGGGCAGAUUCCACGCUGCUUGACACAUUUGGUGAUAGUUUACUCCACCUUGCCUGUCAGGGAGGUAACAUGUCUUUGGUAGAACAUCUGGUGUCAGAUUCUAAUAUCAACCUCAAGAGCGAUAAUGGAAGGACACCACUAAUGGCUGCAGCUUUCAAAGGACACAAAAGCGUGUUUGACCUUCUUGAAUCAAAGGGGGCAGAUUCCACACUGCUUGAUACAUUUGGUAAUAGUUUACUUCACCUUGCCUGUCAGGGAGGGAAAGUGGCUCUGGUUGAACAUCUGGUGUCAGAUUCUAAUAUCAACCUCAGAGGCAGUAAUGGAUGGACACCACUAAUGGCUGCAGCUGUCAAAGGACACAAAAGCGUGUUUGACCUUCUUGAAUCUAAGGGGGCAGAUUCCACGCUGCUUGAUACAUUUGGUGACAGUUUACUUUACUUUGCCUGUCAGGGAGGUAACAUGUCUUUGGUAGAACAUCUGGUGUCAGAUUCUAAUAUCAACCUCAAGAGCGAUAAUGGAUGGACACCACUAAUGGCUGCAGCUCUCUAUGGACACAAAAACGUGUUUGACCUCCUUGAAUCAAAGGGGGCAGACUCCACGCUGCUUGAUACAUUUGGUGAUAGUUUACUUUACCUUGCCUGUGAGGGAGGUAACAUGUCUUUGGUAGAACAUCUGGUGUCAGAUUCUAAUAUCAACCUCAAGAGCGGUAAUGGAUGGACACCACUAAUGGCUGCAGCUGUCAAAGGACACAAAAACGUGUUUGACUUCCUUGAAUCAAAGGGGGCAGACUCCACCCUGCUUGAUACAUUUGGUGAUAGUUUACUUCACCUUGCCUGUCAGGGAGGCAACGUUGCUUUGGUUGAACAUUUGGUGUCAGAUUCUAAUAUCAACCUGAAGGGUGGCAAUGGAAGGACACCACUAAUGGCUGCAGCUUUCAAAGGACACAAAAGCGUGUUUGACCUCCUUGAAUCAAAGGGGGCAGACUCCACCCUGCUUGAUACAUUUGGUGAUAGUUUAUUCCACCUUGCCUGUCAGGGAGGUAACAUGUCUUUGGUAGAACAUCUGGUGUCAGAUUCUAAUAUCAACCUCAAGAGCGAUAAUGGAUGGACACCAAUAAUGGCUGCAGCUGUCAAUGGACACAAAAAUGUGUUUGACUUCCUGGAAUCAAAGGGGGCAGAUUCCACGCUGCUUGAUAUAUUUGCACUAAUGGCUGCAGCUUUCAAAGGACACAAUAACGUGUUUGACUUCCUGGAAUCAAAGGGGGCAGAUUCCACGCUGCUUGAUACAUUUGGUGAUAGUUUACUUCACCUUGCCUGUGAGGGAGGGAAAGUGGCUCUGGUUGAACAUCUGGUGUCUGAUUCUAAUAUCAACCUCAGAGGCAGUAAUGGAUGGACACCAAUAAUGGCUUCAGCUCCCUAUGGACACAAAAACGUGUUUGACUUCCUGGAAUCAAAGGGGGCAGACUCCACCCUGCUUGAUAUAUUUGGCAAUAGUCUACUUCAUUUUGCCAGUCAGGGAGGUAACAUGUCUUUGGUAGAACAUCUGGUGUCAGAUUCUUUUACUUUACCUUGCCACCUUGCCUGUCAGGGAAGUAACAUGUCUUUGGUAGAACAUCUGGUGUCAGAUUCUAUUAUUAACCUCAAGAGCGGUAAUGGAUUGACACCAAUAAUGGCUGCAGCUCUCUAUGGACACAAAAACGUGUUUGACUUCCUUGAAUCAAAGGGGGCAGACUCCACGCUGCUUGAUACAUUUGGUGAUAGUUUACUUUACCUUGCCUGUCAGGGAGGUAACAUGUCUUUGGUAGAACAUCUGGUGUCAGAUUCUAAUAUCAACCUCAAGAGCGGUAAUGGAUGGACACCACUAAUGGCUGCAGCUGUCAAUGGACACAAAAACGUAUUUGACUUCCUUGAAUCAAAGGGGGCAGACUCCACGCUGCUUGAUACAUUUGGUGAUAGUUUACUUCACCUUGCCUGUGAGGGAGGGAAAGUGGCUCUGGUUGAACAUCUGGUGUCUGAUUCUAAUAUCAACCUCAGAGGCAGUAAUGGAUGGACACCAAUAAUGGCUUCAGCUCCCUAUGGACACAAAAACGUGUUUGACUUCCUGGAAUCAAAGGGGGCAGACUCCACCCUGCUUGAUAUAUUUGGCAAUAGUCUACUUCAUUUUGCCUGUCAGGGAGGUAACAUGUCUUUGGUAGAACAUCUGGUGUCAGAUUCUAAUAUCAACCUCAAGAGCAAUAAUGGAUGGACACCAAUAAUGGCUGCAUCUGUCAAUGGACACAAAAAUGUGUUUGACUUCCUGGAAUCAAAGGGGGCAGACUCCACGCUGCUUGAUACAUUUGGUGAUAGUUUACUUCACCUCCCCAGGGAGGGAAAGUGGCUCUGGUUGAAUAUCUGGUGUCUGAUUCUAAUAUCAACCUCAGAGUUUACUUUACCUUGCCACCUUGCCUGUCAGGGAAGUAACAUGUCUUUGGUAGAACAUCUGGUGUCAGAUUCUAUUAUUAACCUCAAGAGCGGUAAUGGAUUGACACCAAUAAUGGCUGCAGCUCUCUAUGGACACAAAAACGUGUUUGACUUCCUUGAAUCAAAGGGGGCAGACUCCACGCUGCUUGAUACAUUUGGUGAUAGUUUACUUUACCUUGCCUGUCAGGGAGGUAACAUGUCUUUGGUAGAACAUCUGGUGUCAGAUUCUAAUAUCAACCUCAAGAGCGGUAAUGGAUGGACACCACUAAUGGCUGCAGCUGUCAAUGGACACAAAAACGUAUUUGACUUCCUUGAAUCAAAGGGGGCAGACUCCACGCUGCUUGAUACAUUUGGUGAUAGUUUACUUCACCUUGCCUGUGAGGGAGGAAAAUGGCUCUGGUUGAACAUCUGGUGUCUGAUUCUAAUAUCAACCUGAGAGGCAGUAAUGGAUGGACACCAAUAAUGGCUGCAGCUCUCUAUGGACACAAAAA
Molecule: messenger RNA, 4099 nt
Organism: Haliotis rubra (blacklip abalone)
Lineage: Eukaryota; Metazoa; Mollusca; Gastropoda; Lepetellida; Haliotidae
Product: serine/threonine-protein phosphatase 6 regulatory ankyrin repeat subunit B-like
Exons: 7
Coding region: 73-4044 (1323 amino acids)
Molecular function (GO): protein binding
Source: RefSeq, a predicted model, not a curated record